This is a messenger RNA of Mirounga angustirostris (Northern elephant seal), 7168 nucleotides long. RefSeq names its product kelch domain containing 7B (gene KLHDC7B). Bases 2459 to 6091 code for a protein of 1210 amino acids. The record is from RefSeq and is a predicted model, not a curated record. Gene Ontology annotation, molecular function: protein binding. The transcript has a single exon. Lineage: Eukaryota; Metazoa; Chordata; Mammalia; Carnivora; Phocidae.
UGGUAACUUUGAUAUUUACAUUGUCUCAUAGCACAACUAGAACGAUUUUUGUUUCACAAUUUGUCUAGGUGACUUCAUGUUCUGUCACAUUUCCAGCAGUACUACAUUUUUACAUUCUCUGGGAAGUUAGGAGGGCGAAUCUCCCACAAUUUAGGGAGGUAACAUGUCCCUGGUCACCUUCCCAAUAGGGAUUUUCUCCGUGCAGUAGAGUUUCGCCCUCCCCCUGGAUUUUGACAAAGAGAGGUGUUUUCUUUCCACAGAGGAUGGGACUAGACCCUUCCUUGGUCACCUGUGCCACCAAGACCCAUCAGAGUCCUUGACACCUUGUGAAAUUGAUUGGGGUGAUUUUCUGUGCUUGGUUCCUCCCCCCAUAGUACCCUAAGGUAUCACUUGCUGGACACUUCUCCUGUUCUCUGACAGCAGCCUGGGGCUCUGCUAACAACAGGUAUUUUCAGAAGCUUGGUAGAAAUGCCUGAUAGGGUAUGGCAUGGCCUAUAAGGAGGUGCAGGUGGGCUUGUCAUCUCCAACUUUUCAAGGUCUCUGGACCCCAAACAACCAAGAGGCAGAACCUGAGACUGGGAUAGGAAUAAGUACAAUGUCCAUAAACCCUGCCACCAACUUGAGGUCCACCUUAAGGCAUGAGCCCUCCUUCCACCCUCUUACUGUCAUCUAAUAUGUUCAGGGGAGCUGGGAGGUGACCAGAUGGGUGAGGUACCUGAGGUCCAGCAGAGCCCAAGCUGGGUGCCAGGGACGCUCCUUGGCCAUCUCCUCACUGCCUGAGUCAGGGAGAAGUCCCGUGUCCUAGAAAAAGGAAUGAAUACAUGUUGUAGGGGGUCUGGCUUUGUCCCAGAGAUCCUGGCUCUUUUUCAUAUCUGGGCCCCACUUGUCCCAAGACUUAUUCUUGAGAUGAGGUUAAGUGAAAAGCAGAUGGAGGAGACAAGGCUCCUUCCCUGAGAAACCAAGCUGAGGGAAGCCAAGUGCAUGCCCAGCAGAAGGAUCUACGUGCUGACCUGUAAGGGGGCUGAGUUCCAGUGAGGACGCUGGAGUGGAGUGAUUUGGCUAAGAUGAGGGAAGGCCAAGGAAUGAGAUGGGAUACCCAGAAGUCAGGCUGAUAGAUUACCUGGGGUCAGAGGAGGGUCUCUGAGGGAUGCUGGGGGCUGGCUGGUGAGGUAACAGGGGUAAGAGCAGGCUGGGCUCAGGGCUUUCUGGGGGCACCAUGGAAGAGGCAUCUGAGCAGUCAAGAUGGUCCAUAGGGUGCAGGGGGAGGCCCAGGAGGCUCUAGAAAGGGCAGGUGGGUUGUAAUAAGCCAGGCCAAUAGAGAAAUACAACUUUUGGAUUUUCUUUAUUUUGUUCAUUUUUUUUCUCUUGAUAGCUUAGAAAAUUCCUUUAGAAAACUCUAUCCCAUCUCUGCUGAACUCAGGGUAAGGGAAGUCCAGAGGCUGCUGGAAGAGGGGAGAUGGGGGCUUUAGCCUUGGCCCCUCUCAAGCACCCUAAUGCGUCCUGGGAGAGAACAGUGCAAGUCUCCACUUCACACCUGAGGUGACAGGAGGAUGCACUUUCUUUCUUUUUUUUUUUUAUGAUUUUAUUUAUUUAUUUGACAGAGAGAGACAAAGUGAGAGAAGGAACACAAGCAGGGGGAGUGGGAGUGGGAGAAGCAGGCUUCCUGCGGAGCAGGGAGCCUGAUGCGGGGCUCGAUCCCAGGACCCUGGUAUCAUGACCCAAGCUGAAGGCAGACGCUUAACGACUGAGCCACGCAGGUGCCCCGAGGAUGCACUUUCUAAGGCAGUGCUUAGUGUCAGGAUGCAUGCCCUCCAUGGUCUCCCUCAGUCUGAGACCAGCUUGCAGUGUUGGCACGAUGGGGUGUGUGCCUCUCCCACCCCUCCCCCGCUGGCCCACAGUGGAACCGUCUUCUUGGGUUUCUGGUAAUUUCAUCAGGGCUGCAUCAUGUUGCUAAAGCUGCAGAUAACAUCUCCCUGUGGGUAACUCUUCCCUGAAAGAGCUCCUGAGGCUGGACCCAGGCUCAGAGUUGGAACAAUGGGGUGGAAGUUUGGGGGGGUCUGAGGGUCUGUAGGUAGAAGCAGGUUGGCUGGGAUCUGGAACUGUGUUGAGGAACAAUGCCAUUUGCCACUGGACCCCAUGGCAAGGCGAAGGGGGCAGGUGGGCCUGGAGAGGCCCCUGAGCUCCUGGAGCUCUUGGAUAUUAUGCUGACUCCUGAGAGCUCCGCCUAGCUCCACUGACAAACCCCCAUCCAGGCACGGGCACAGAGACCCACCCCAUCCUAGGCCAGGCAGAGCGACUGUCCCCCAGCACAGGUCCACCUUAACUGGGCAGCCCUGUGGGCGGAGCUCAUUGUUGAUGCCAUCUGUGCAGACCUGAGCGCAGGCCCGACUUGCAGGAAGCACACGCAGCUUCCCGCCUGCUGACCCGGCUCCUCACGCUGCAUCUGCAGCCCAGCACCAUGAUCCAGGGUGCCUCGGAGCCUGAUGGCCUCAGCUGGGGCUGGGACGGGGAGGAUGACUGGGACGGCGCUGUCCUGACCCUGCUGGCGCUGGCUGUGGUGGCCGCCACGGCUCUGGCCUUGCACUGGUUUGGCUCUGGGCAGGACCAGGAGGCAGCAGCACCCGCACCCACAGCCCCUGGGGCCCAGCCUUCACAGGCGGGAGGAGCCAGGCCCGCCCUGCCCCUGAAGCCCAAGGUCAGUGGUGGUGUUGAGGGAAGCAGCCCAGGGCAGGGGAAGCCAGACCCUCCGGGACGUGGCCAGGGGAGUCCGGCUGCAGCAGGGGCCCAGGAUCCGAAGCUCCGGAGAGGUGGCCGUCUGGCUGCCACAGCUCUACCUCCACUCAAGACAGCUGGUGAGGUGACCACUGGAGGGGCCUUGGGACAGCAGCAAGGUAAUGCCAAGCCAGAAGCCCCCCGAGGCAAAAGAAGGGAGCCUCUCGGGCCAGGUACUGCCCUUGUGGGUAGAAGCAAAGUGGGGGGGAUGUCUGGCCCCCUCCUGAUACACUUCACCCCUCGGAGUCCUGGCAGACAGAUGGAAGGACAAGUGGAGGCAGGAGGCGUCCAAGUCAAGGUGCCAACUCACCAGGGCCUGGUCCACACCACAGAACAGGACACCAGUCCCUGGCAACGAGGUGUAGGGUCACCUGGCUCACUAGAGAGAGGCCCCAGCAGCCGGCGGUGGCAGGUGGACCACAGCUCAGGAGAUAGAAACCGCCACUUCCCGAGGUUGGACUCCCUGCGCCUGGGCGCUGUGGUGAGCGUGUGGGAUGCUGUGGAUGCAGGUAGCAGCCUCUCCACAGGCUCUCAGAGGCCCCCUGUUCCCCAGGAGCCACCUCCAUCACAUACCACGCAGACUGGGCCCUCGGCUGAGGGCACAGAGAAGGGGUGCAGGGAGAGCAGCCUCCAACCAGCCCCAGUCCUAGCUCUGGAAAGCAGGGAGCCUGGGUCCCAGGCUCCCAGGGAGGCUCAGGGAUCUCCAGCCUCCGUGGAAGGCUGGCCCUGGGAGAGGAGGGAUUUUCUUGUCACCAGGAGCUUCAGCCAGGCCCCAGGCUCCAUAGGCCCAUGGCCAGAGGGGUCGCAGUGUGGACACCCACUCUUGUCUCAAGGGCAGGGGACCACAGACGCCAACAACGCAGUAAAGGCUGGGGCUAAUGGCUCUGGAGAUGGCUCUUUCUUCAGCUCAGGGCCCGGUGGGACAGAGGAGCAAGCGGACCACGGCGUCAGAGAAGGGAGAGAAUCCCAGCAAGGCCAGGGGGAGCAGAGCAGUGAGCAGGAGGGAGGCCUUCAGGACAGAGGAAAGCCCUCUACAGACACCGUCCAGGGAGCCCCCUCCUUGAGUCCCUUAGCCACACCCUCUCCACGCUUCCCUAAGCCCCUUCCACCCUUGGCUUCCCCUCUGACAGUACGUCCCCAAGGAGGUCUCUUACCUGUAGGCCCAACCUCCUCGCCUUCAGACUCUUUGUCCCUCAGAGUUAGCCAGGGUCCUGUGGAGGAUGAAACUCACAGGCCAGUGCAAGCCCCAGCUGCAGCCCCAGCCCCAGCCCCGUCCCCUGCCCUAGCCUCAACCCCAGCCCCAGCCCCAGCCCCGUCCCCUGCCUUAGCCUCAACCCCAGCCCCAGCCCCAGCCCUAGUGUCAGCCCCAGCGCCAUCCUCAGCUGCAGCCCCAGCCCUGUCCCCUGCCCCCAGUAGUGGGUCAAGGCCUACGGCACAGGACCACAGUGUGGCUCUCCGCAAGGACAAGCAGGAGGGGCAAAUCUCAACCAGCUGGGAAAAUCUUAUUUCCAUGGUUCUUAGGAGUCACCCUUUCCCCAGGCAAGAGAGAGCCCAAGGGAGAGCCCCAAGGGCAGCUCCCAAGAGCCCUAGAGAUCCCAGCACUGGUGCACCCUCUGAGAACAGAGAGUCUGGUUCUGUCCCUGAAGGGGCCGCCCCCAGCCUGGAGGUCAGGAAUGGCUCCUCAGGGGCAGACACAGAGGCUGGACGUCGGCAACAGCAGAGCCACUUGGAGACCAAGGAGGCUCCCAUCCCAGAGCCUCCCUCAGGUCCGAGAGGAGAUGCAGUCGAGGAGAAGCGUGCAGAAGACCCUCUGUUGCCCGGAGCUGCAAUGCCCGGGGCCCCAUCACCGCGCCCGGAGCGGAGGCAGUCUGGCCCCCAACCCUCCCCCACUGGGAGGGGCGCCUCACAGCCGGUCCCGCCACCGCGGAAUCGCAGCGCGUGUGAAAGAGCAGAGAGCUCCGAGCGCGGCGUCCGCCAGGCUGCGUCCGCGAGGCGCCGGGGAGAGGCUCCAGGGGAGAAGCCCCGCCCUGCAGGCAGCGGGGUAGUGGUCCCGGGAAAGCAGAAAGAGGCGCGCAGGCUCCUGGUGCUUCUGCAGAGGCCGGGGCGCGGGGGGGCGGGGGAGGGGCCCCGGAAGCCCAGCGCCCUAGCCCGCGAGCCGGCUUCGGCCGCGGCUCUACGACAACGCCCGGACCUGGGCAACUGCCUGGACGUCCUGGCCUUCGCCCGGCGGCACGCGGAGCCCGGCCUGCUGCGGGAGACCUACGCCUUGAUGAGCGACAAUCUGCUGCACGUGCUGGGAGACCCGCACCUCUACCGGCAGCUGAGCGGGGCGGACCGGGAGCGCAUCCUGAGCCUUCGGACUGGCCGGGGCCAGGCGGUGCUGGGGGUCCUUGUGCUGCCCAGCCUCUACCGGGUGGGCCGCUCGGGGCUCACCAGGGGCCCCUGUGGGGAGGAGGCGCCUACUCCGGGGCCUGCCCCCCUGCCUCCGCGCACGCACCUGCACGUGUUCAACCCCCGAGAAAACACCUGGCGGCCCCUGACUCAGGUGCCGGAGGAGGCCCCGCUGCGGGGCUGUGGUCUCUGCACCAUGCACAACUACCUGUUCCUGGCCGGGGGCAUCCGAGGCUCCGGUGCCAAGGCCGUCUGCUCCAACGAGGUCUUCUGCUACAACCCGCUGACCAACAUCUGGAGCCAGGUGAGGCCCAUGCAGCAGGCCCGGGCCCAGCUCAAGCUGGUGGCUCUGGACGGGCUGCUUUACGCCAUCGGUGGCGAGUGCCUGUACAGCAUGGAGAGCUACGAUCCGCGCACGGACGCCUGGACCUCGCGCGCGCCCCUCCCCGCAGGCACCUUCCCUGUGGCCCACGAGGCUGUGGCCUGCCGUGGGGACAUCUAUGUCACUGGGGGCCACCUCUUCUACCGCUUGCUGAGGUACAGCCCUGGGAAGGAUGCAUGGGAUGAGUGCCCCUACAGCGCCAGCCACCGGCGUUCCAGCGACAUGGUGGCGUUGGGAGCCUUCCUCUACCGCUUCGACCUGCUGCGGGGCGUGGGCGCUGCGGUGAUGCGCUACAACACGGUGACCGGCUCCUGGAGCCGGGCGGCCUCCUUGCCACUGCCCGACCCGGCCCCACUGCACUGCACCGCGCUGGGCAACACCAUUUACUGCCUCAACCACCAGGUCACGGCCACCUUUACGGUCUCCGAGGGGACUGCCCAGUUCCAGGCCAGGGAGCUGCAGCCCUUUGCUCUGGGGAGUAAGGGCAUCCUCUGUCCAUUCAUCCUGACUCUGCCUGCCACCGACCCCCUGCAGACUGCCCUCUGAGCUGCUCUCCGGGGAGACCCUGGGGCUGGGGGUCUGCUGGCAGGUGGGGCACAGAAGGUGGCUGGGAUCCAGAACUUUCUGCCAUUGUUUCUGGGACAGCUUUCUUUUUCUGUUUUAAUAAGACUCAUGAUUUCCCCCUUCCAUACCCCCCAGCCCUUAAAAGAGACCUCUCCCCCUGGGAGCUCAGGCUCCUUGUACCUACCUGUGAGCUGGUUUUGGGCCAUCCCUACCCCGUUUCCCAGCCUCCCACCACAGAAUGCUGUCUACUGCCUUUAUGACUUAGUUGUUGCCCUCACACCUCAGCUGGCUCACAUAGCCCCUCCUCCAGGAUGGUUCUCCUUCUCUGGGCUCCAGGGCCAGGCUCCCUCUGGCAGCACCACACUGCCUGGAAAAACAUCUGUCUGUGGGUCUACUGGUACUCUGAGAGCCAGGGACUGAUGAUGUGUCCUUAAGGACCAGGAUUUGGCCUGUGGAGGAGCUGAGUGACUGCUGAGCAGAGGAAGGAGGUGGCUAGAAACAAGUCACACUUCCUGUCUUUUGUCCCUAGGGAUCCAAGCUGGGCAAGGAGUCUAUAAGGAAGUGGGAAGGGGGAACAAGGAACAGAAAAGUCCCCAGGAAAAUGUCUUUGUCUCAGGCCUCAGGAGCCUGGCUUGGCCUUGGGAACAACUCUGUAGCCCUCCUUUGUCUGAUCCCAGAGGCCUAGAACCCUUGUCUAUGAAACCAUUCUGCUGUCUGCAGCCCCUGACUGUAACCCCAGCCCAGGCCUGGCCAGGACCACUUGGGCUCAUGCCCCUCUGUGGGGUCUCUCCCACCUGCUCUGCCCCUCUAGAAGCCAGCCUCACUUCCCACCAACGCCUGUUCUUACGUGAGACCCAGGUUUCCCCUGAGCUCUUUCCCUUUUAGCUGUGGACUUAGAAGAGACAUCUAAUUUCAUUCUUCUCAUCUGUGAAAUGGGGACAAUGAACAUCUGUUACUCAGGAGAGUUGUGAGAACAUACGGUCACAUAUGUGAGCACCUAGCACAGUGCCCAGGAUGAAUAAACAAUGUUCCCCUUUGCCUAUUUUGGAAUCCACCAUA